AAAAAAAAUCAAGGGAUUACAGGGGAAACCCACGCUACUGGCACAUUCGCACUCCAUCUCUAUCACCUCACUCACUGUCGUGAUCAUCACCAAAUUCAAAACCCAGCGAGCGAGCGAGCUCAUUCAGUUGAGUCGAGUAGCGAUGAGCAAUCGAGGUGAAGAAGAAGAAGAAGAAGAAGCAUUAUCGAGAAGCGCAAGAGCUGCAGAAGAUCUCUACCACCUUCGAGACACUUUUUUCCCACCCAACCCUCAUGACAGAAUCUCGUCGUUGCAGCACCAUUCCGAUCUCGCUCUCAAUCUCCUCGAUUCCAUUCCUCCAGAACAAAGAAAAUCACCGAUGCAACGUGCAACAUUUGAAUAUCUUAGAGGGAAGGUGUUGGAUGUAUUUCCUGACUACAGGAAAGACGCUGAGGAUCACCUAUCGAAAGCUGUUAAGUUAAAUCCAUCUCUUGCAGAUGCUUGGCUAUGUUUAGGUAACUGCAUAUGGAAGAAGGGAGAUUUGCCUGCUGCAAAAAACUGCCUCAGUCUUGCAUUGAACAAGGGUCCUAACAAAAAGAUUCUUUGUCAAUUAUCAAUGCUUAAAAGAAAAAUGUCUCAAGGUGCGGAGAAUCAGUCAGAACUUGUUGAAGAAAGCAUUGAACAUGCCAAGGAAGCAAUCACUUUGGACGUCAAGGAUGGGAACUCUUGGUAUAAUCUUGGAAAUGCAUACCUUACAAGUUUUUUUGUCACUGGAGCUUGGGAUCAUGCCAAACUUUCACAUUCUUUAAAAGCAUAUCAAAAUGCUGAGAAAGAUGAAAGAAUGAAGUCCAAUCCUGACCUAUAUUUUAAUUAUGCCACCGUUAACAAAUAUCUAGAGAACUAUGAGAGGGCCCUUAGUGGAUUUGAGGCUGCUGCUCUAAAGGAUCCAGGUCUCAAUGCUGCAGAGGAGGCUCAGAAGAUAGUCAACUUACUUGACAAGGUGGACAAUCUUUUGAGGGGACAUGUAAGAGCUAAGAGAAUAGCAUCUUUGGUAUCAUCGUUGGCUGCUGUUAGUUUAAAAUCGUCACACAAAGGAGUUACCAUUGACCUUCUGUCAGAGGGUCUGAAUAGAGCUCUAGCAGUAGAGGGGAAGGUGCUUUUCUUUGUUAGGAGUGAGAGUGUUGCUCCCCUAUACUAUGUGCUUUGUGAUUCAAAUCAAACUUGCUUUGUUCUCUCAGUUUAUGGUGUACGUUUUGAUGUGAUUAAAGAAGGAGAUCAGCUAACAUUGCUCGACCCUUUAUUUCGGGAUGUUGAUUUGUCUUGGAAGGAGAAGCAUUAUCAGUUCAAGUCUAUACGCCUGGAUUUCUAUGAACAAGUGCUUGUUAAUGGAAAAGCUCUGACUCCUCAACAAGCUAUCCGUUCAUCAAUACUUGCACAACAUAAACCUUGAACAGACCACUGCUAAAUAGAUUCGAGCUUUGCUUUUGGUUGUCUUUGGCUGUUGGAUGCUGUAUUGAGUUGGUAAAUAGAUUAGUUGUUACAGGUAUACAGGUGAAUUUCUUGCCCAUGAUAUGGGUCACAAUCAGGGAAUAGUAAAAUAUGAGUUUUGCAUUUGUUAAAUAUGAUGGUUUUGCAUUUGUUAAAUAUGAUAGUUUCAAGGUUCUCAUUUUAUCUUUUUGGUGCUUCAAUAGCAUGUUUAUGUAAUGAUCUAGUUUGUAUGUUUGUAUCAAAGAUAAACUAUAAUCUUUGCUCAUCAUCCUUUUAAAAUUCU
Molecule: messenger RNA, 1729 nt
Organism: Lotus japonicus
Lineage: Eukaryota; Viridiplantae; Streptophyta; Magnoliopsida; Fabales; Fabaceae
Exons: 13
Coding region: 143-1408 (421 amino acids)
Molecular function (GO): protein binding
Source: RefSeq, a predicted model, not a curated record